Athene cunicularia (burrowing owl) is the source of this 2545-nucleotide messenger RNA. RefSeq names its product regulatory factor X6 (gene RFX6). Bases 1 to 2496 code for a protein of 831 amino acids. Gene Ontology annotation, biological process: regulation of transcription by RNA polymerase II. The transcript has 19 exons. The record is from RefSeq and is a predicted model, not a curated record. Gene Ontology annotation, molecular function: DNA-binding transcription factor activity, RNA polymerase II-specific; RNA polymerase II cis-regulatory region sequence-specific DNA binding. NCBI's taxonomy places the organism in Eukaryota, Metazoa, Chordata, Aves, Strigiformes, Strigidae.
AUGGGCACACCUGCGGCUUUGUUAAAUAUGGAUGCGAUAGCUGAUAGCGGGUCUGCUAAUGCAUCUGUGCAGGAGUGGAAGUGGCUGGAAGAAAACUACAUUGUCUGUGAAGGAGUUUGUUUACCAAGAUGCAUCCUUUAUGCACAUUAUUUAGACUUUUGCAGAAAAGAGAAGUUGGAACCUGCUUGUGCUGCAACUUUUGGAAAGACUAUUCGUCAGAAAUUCCCUCUCCUUACCACAAGGCGGCUUGGAACAAGGGGCCAUUCAAAGUAUCACUAUUAUGGAAUUGGCAUUAAAGAAAGCAGUGCAUACUACCACUCUGUGUAUUCUGGAAAAGGCUUAACCAGGUUCUCUGGAAGCAAGUUAAAGAAUGAGGGUGGUUUCACUCGUAAAUAUUCUCUGAGUUCCAAAACUGGAACUCUCCUCCCAGAGUUUCCAAGUGCUCAACACCUUUUGCUUCAAGGGUGCAUUUCUAAAGACAAGGUAGAUACUCUUAUCAUGAUGUACAAAACACACUGUCAGUGUGUCCUUGACAAUGCAAUUAAUGGGAACUUUGAAGAGAUUCAGCAUUUCUUAUUACAUUUUUGGCAAGGAAUGCCUGACCAUCUUCUUCCCCUGCUUGAAAAUCCCAUCAUCGUUGACAUCUUCUGUGUUUGUGACUCAAUACUGUAUAAGGUCCUUACAGAUGUGCUCAUCCCUGCAACAAUGCAAGAAAUGCCAGAAAGUUUACUGGCAGAUAUAAGAAAUUUUGCAAAAAACUGGGAACAGUGGGUUGUUUCCUCUUUGGAAAAUCUACCAGAAAACCUGACAGAUAAGAAACUGCCUAUUGCACGAAGAUUUGUUUCUUCCUUGAAACGACAGACAUCAUUCCUGCACCUAGCACAGAUUGCUCGGCCAGCCCUUUUUGAUCAGCACGUGGUGAAUUCCAUGGUGUCGGAUAUUGAAAAAGUUGAUUUGAAUAGUAUUGGCUCUCAGGCACUCCUUGCAGUCUCAGGGAGCACAGACUCUGAUGGAGAGGUCUACAGUGAAUAUGACUCUAUUACAGUGUUCCAAGAACUGAAGGACCUUCUAAAGAAGAAUGCCACUGUGGAAUCAUUUAUUGAAUGGUUGGAUACUGUGGUUGAGCAAAGGGUUAUCAAGGCAAGCAAGCAAAAUGGGAGGUCAUUAAAGAAGAGAGCUCAAGACUUCCUUCUCAAAUGGAGUUUUUUUGGUGCUCGAGUGAUGCAUAACCUAACUCUAAACAACGCGUCAAGUUUUGGUUCUUUUCAUUUGAUCCGCAUGCUACUAGAUGAGUACAUCCUGCUUGCCAUGGAGACACAGUUCAAUAAUGACAAGGAACAAGAACUCCAGAAUCUACUGGACAAAUACAUGAAGAAUUUAGAUGCAAGCAAAGCCACCUUUACUGCAUCACCAAGCUCUUGCUUCCUAGCAAAUCGUAACAAAGCUACUCCUCUGCCCAGUGACACUUCAGUCAAAAAUGAAUGUCUAGCAGAGCAAACCUACAUGUCCUUGUCAGCUAGCCAGCCUAGCACUGCACCUUCUGGUCUGAACCCCUUCACCACAGGAGACAGUGAGAAUAUGCAGCAGCUGCAUACAGGUCAGAUGGAGCUUCCUCAAAGCACUGGUCACCUGAUGACUCCACCCAUUUCACCAGCCAUGGUCAGCCGAGGAAGUGUUAUCAACCAGGGGCCAAUGGCUGUGAGACCUCCAAGUGUAGGUCCAGUGUUAUCCACACAUUCACAGUGCUCUUCCUACUCAGAACCGCUUUAUCAGACUUUGUCACAAACUAAUCAGAAUUACUAUGGAAACAAUUCCAAUUACCAGGCUAUGUUCAGAACUCAGGCCCAUUCCACUUCAGGAGUUUACCAUCACAGAGCAGAGCACAGCCGAUUCAAUGCUUUGAGUGAACAGCAGUUAUCCAGAGACUACUUCAGCAACAGUUGUGCUGUGUCUCCAUACAAUGCCAGAUCCCCUUCCAGCUAUGGUCCCUCAUCCAUGUCUCAGGACACACACAAUAUGCAGUUUCUGAAUACUGGGAGUUUCAAUUUCUUGAGCAACUCAGUGUCUACGUGCCCAGGAGCAGCAUAUCCUGCUAACACUUCCAACGGAUAUUAUGGAAACAAUAUAAAUUAUCCAGAAUCUCACAGGCUUGGAACAAUGGUGGAUCAACAUGUUUCUGUAAUCAGCAGUGUAAGCAGCAUUCGAUCAUUGCCAUCAUACAGUGAUAUACAUGAUCCACUGAAUAUCUUGGAUGACAGCGGAAGAAAACACACAGACUCAUAUUACACGGAGUCCUCACCUUCAAUUGUCUGUCGGACUCCUAUGCUGGCUUCAAACAUGCAAACUACAUCUUCAUCCCAGUGUAUGUAUGGAACAUCUGGUCAGUUCCCUUCUCAGGAAAAUCUGGAGUCCCAUGGCCCACCAAGCAGAGAUAUGGUGUCAUCUUUACCACCAAUCAACACAGUCUUCAUGGGAGCAGCUGCUGGAGGAACCUAACUGGAAGAGACAUGUCAGUGCAUUAAGCUUACUUUCCAAAUGCAGACAU